Molecule: messenger RNA, 3689 nt
Organism: Salvelinus namaycush (lake trout)
Lineage: Eukaryota; Metazoa; Chordata; Actinopteri; Salmoniformes; Salmonidae
Product: lymphocyte cytosolic protein 2-like
Exons: 21
Coding region: 488-2119 (543 amino acids)
Biological process (GO): intracellular signal transduction; cell surface receptor protein tyrosine kinase signaling pathway
Source: RefSeq, a predicted model, not a curated record
UCUCAGAUAACUGACUAGCCUACCGUUUAAGAUAUUGACAUUUAAAUGUUUGUGUUGGUCUUGUCUGGACUUCAGAUCAUACAUAACUCUUGGUGAAUAGAUUUCAUCACUUACCAGACAAUUGACACACCCAACAUGAUUUCACAGAAGAGGAAGGAGACAAAAUAGUAAAAAAAAAAAAAAUCUUUCUGUAGUCCUCAGAUUGCACUUGUGGUGGGUGUCGUGCUGCUUUUCUGUGUGGUGAAAGAGUAAUGUCUUCCUAUUUUAUUUCUCUGAAUACUGGUCAGACUGCAAACUUCCUCGACAAAGGGCCAGACAGAGCAUUGCCAAGGGCGUAGCAGCAAGAUACAAGGAACCAUUUUCUGACAGGCCUCAAAGUCGAACAUGGCUGUGGAUAUGACUGCACCGUAACAGAGGAGGUGUUGCAGCCAAUUGUCUUUCAAAGGAUUUUGUAUUUCAUUUAUAUUCAGAAGAAGAGAAGGGAACAAUGAGUUUUGACCGAGUGCCAUCCAAGUCAGUGGUAAUGGACUGGAAUCCACACCAAUUGGCAGACUACAUGAAGAAGUUGAAUUUAAGUGGCUGCGAUAAAGUCAUUAUGAAAUGUAGCAUAAGUGGAGAAAGGUUCUUGAACAUGACUGAAAAUGACCAUCAGAAAUUCCCCAAAAUCCAUGCGCCACUCAUCUCCAAAAUCUGCAGUGAAAUCAACAGGAAAGAAGAAAAAAGGAGAUUCUUUACUAAAAGAACUGCAGCACCAAAAUACGAACCAGCUAUGCCGCAAGAGGAUCAGCCCUGGGGACCGGAUGAAUUUGAUGAGGGGAGUGACGAAGACUAUGAGAAUCCAGAUGCUGAGGAAGAUGAUGGCAGUGGGGGAGAUUACGAGUCACCAACAGAGGGAGUUGAACAUGAGGACAGUGACAACGGCUAUGAGUCACCUCCGUCUGAGGCGCCUGAAGAGAUUCCCCAUCAGCUCCGUGCUGCCAAGCCCAUGGCUGACAGGGAAUACAUUGAUAGUACACCGCACCGCAGUACAGCUAGAAGCCAUCCUCCUCCAACAACCCAACGCCCUGGGGCUGGUCCUCCAAUCCCCUCUGCCAGUCACCCUAGUCUGCUGCAGCCUCCCCCACCCAGAAGAGAGCAAUCUCCCCAGCACCCUGGCAGAAUAACUGGCAAGUUGCCUGCUACUUCCUCAAAUGCUGCCCCCGCUCCACCAGUUGACCGCAGAAGAAAGCCCACCAAACUGGAUCACACAAGACCUGCUGAAUCUCCAAUACCAGCAACGAAGUUAAACACAACUAAUAUGCCUGCUCCACAUUCAUGGAGGCCUCAGGCAGAAGAGAGGGGUCCAGAUCCUCCCAGAAUGCCCAAACCUCCCCUCCCUGGGUCAAGUAGUGUCAGCAGGAGCAGCUCGUCGGUCAGCAGAGCCCCACUGAACAACAACAGAUAUGUGCCUGAUGCAAGAAAUGAGGUACAAGAUGAUGUGCCCAUGCCCAAACCAUACAACUCCAACACAUUUCCUAGACCAGGGCACCCUAGAGCAGCGCUCCCCGGACCACUCUUACAUUCAGACGGCUUUCCUCCUAAUAUCGCUUCCACUGCAUCUCUACCUUCAAAACUGCAGGCACUGCAGGCAUCCAUCUCACCCAGGGGCAGUUCUAGGAUUGUGCCAGACAGACACAUUAUGCCCGCUCCGCCACCUAUGCAAGCUUCUCUCCCCCCACCGGCAGACCUAGAGGAUGAACAGGACCUGAACCCUCAGUGGUACGUUGGUCAGGUGACACGGGGUCAAGCGGAGGGCUGUCUCAGACAGGUCAACAUGGACGGUGCAUUUCUGGUACGGGAUAGUUCGAAACGUUCGUCCAUUCAGCCCUAUACACUCAUGGUACUCUACCAGGACAAAGUUUACAACAUCCAGAUCCGCUGUGAACAGAAUGAGUUUCUGCUGGGGACUGGUCUGAAGGUCUCAGAGACCUAUCCGAUGGUGGCACACAUCAUCGCCCAUUACAGACAGUCACCGCUUCUGCUGAUUGAUGCUAAGAACCGUGGAUCACAACAGCAGAGCCAGUGUCCCCUGAUCUACCCAGCAGGAGGAGCACUAGCACGUCUCUACCCGUCCUUUUAACAGACAGCAGAGCCAGUGUCCCCUGAUCUACCCAGCAGGCAGAGCACUAGCACGUCUCUACCCGUCCUUUUAACAGACAGCAGAGCCAGUGUCCCCUGAUCUACCCAGCAGGCAGAGCACUAGCACGUCUCUACCCGUCCUUUUAACAGACAGCAGAGCCAGUGUCCCCUGAUCUACCCAGCAGGAGGAGCACUAGCACGUCUCUACCCGUCCUUUUAACAGACAGCAGAGCCAGUGUCCCCUGAUCUACCCAGCAGGCGGAGCACUAGCCCGUCUCUACCCGUCCUUUUAACAGACAGCAGAGCCAGUGUCCCCUGAUCUACCCAGCAGGCGGAGCACUAGCACGUCUCUACCCGUCCUUUUAACAGACAGCAGAGCCAGUGUCCCCUGAUCUACCCAGCAGGCUGAGCACUAGCACGUCUCUACCCGUCCUUUUAACAGACAGCAGAGCCAGUGUCCCCUGAUCUACCCAGCAGGCAGAGCACUAGCACGUCUCUACCCGUCCUUUUAACAGACAGCAGAGCCAGUGUCCCCUGAUCUACCCAGCAGGAGGAGCACUAGCACGUCUCUACCCGUCCUUUUAACAGACAGCAGAGCCAGUGUCCCCUGAUCUAGCCAGCAGGCAGAGCACUAGCACGUCUCUACCCGUCCUUUUAACAGACAGCAGAGCCAGUGUCCCCUGAUCUACCCAGCAGGCGGAGCACUAGCACGUCUCUACCCGUCCUUUUAACAGACAGCAGAGCCAGUGUCCCCUGAUCUACCCAGCAGGCCGAGCACUAGCACGUCUCUACCCGUCCUUUUAACAGACAGCAGAGCCAGUGUCCCCUGAUCUACCCAGCAGGCAGAGCACUAGCACGUCUCUACCUGUCCUUUUAACAGACAGCAGAGCCAGUGUCCCCUGAUCUACCCAGCAGGCGGAGCACUAGCACGUCUCUACCCGUCCUUUUAACAGACAGCUGGGGGAGUGAUAACAAUAACAUGGAGCAAUAGUCAAGAUUCACAGUGGUUUUAAAGGACUGCCACUAACAUUAUGGGUGGAAGGACUUAUGCAACCUUUGAAUUGCAGUUCAUAGUUCAUGUAAGGUAAUUUCAUGUAAAGACAAGUGACUCUUGGAUUGAGAUGGUAGGUACGGUACAUCUCUGUCAACUGUUCACUGUAUGGACCUCAGAAAGAAAAGUCCAUAUACACAAUAAUAUUCGUAGUUUUUGUCUCAAUGUGUAUUUUAUUAUUUCAGUAUUGAAAGCACAGAAGCUGAAAAUGUGCAUGUGAGUAGUUAUGUAAAUGCCUGUGUUUGCUCUGUUAUUUCCCUGUUACAUGCAAUGGAAAGGUCUAGAAUAGCAGCUAGCUCUGCAAUGAAUCAGAAGCAGCAUACAUUAUCCAAGUAAGGAAAUAGUGGGGUAGACAGUCAGUCACAACUGCUGAGCUUUUUUAAUAUGAAUUUUGUUUCAAUUUCCUGCAUUGUUUAAUGGUUAAAUGAAAACUAUAUUCUUUAAUCUCUCACACUGUAUGUUCCAUAACAUAGCUAUUAUCAAUAUUUCAAAUAAACGUUUGCAUUUUUUUUAUUGGAAA